Molecule: messenger RNA, 444 nt
Organism: Paracoccidioides lutzii Pb01
Exons: 2
Coding region: 1-444 (147 amino acids)
Source: RefSeq, a predicted model, not a curated record
AUGACAGAAACCCAUCCGCAAAAAGCAGUAUCCGAAGCCGGUGGUAUAUACCAGAAACGCUGGUACGUGCAUCUAUGCGCGUCGACCGGGCUUGCAGACGGGUUGAUUGCAGUCGGGAUUGCCAGCGCAGAGAAUGGAUUGGGAGUCGUAGAGGGGUCCAAGAGUACCUUGGUUUCCAGCCCGUUUCUUCACCUUGCCAAAAUCACCAGGGGAGGUGUUGAUGUUGGCAUCAUAUUUCUCAUAGGCGUUACGCAUCGAGUUGUGACGUUCAUGCAACAGUUUAUGGGAAUCGACCAGUAUGAUUCUCAUUCGCUUAAAACAUUUCUACGAGAUCUGAUCAAAAGUCAAAGCUGUCUUGUGACGAGAAAGCCAUGGUGGCAGGCCGCGGGAUUGCGAAGAUGGAAGAUGGCAAUUGAGAUGCUUUUGUCAUUGUCUUUGAGAUGA